CAGUUCCAUUGCGUACUAACGAAAUCAAGCCGUCAAAAUCAAAAUGGCUGAGCUGAUAGGAAUACCAUUGAAGAAACCGUCCGACGUAGAUAUUAUUAAACCAUUAACAAACGUUAUUAAAUCGACAUACAGUGGUGGAAAUAAUCAAAAGGAUUAUACCGAAGCAAUUCACGAUUUAAGUGUAUUAAGGAACAACGCAUUAUGGCGAGCUUUCGAAAAAUACGAGAGUUCGUUGGAGGUUAUUUACAAUUAUUAUGACCAACUAUGUGCUUUAGAAGGAAAGAUACCUGCACACGAAUUACAAAUACCAUUUAAGUGGAAAGAUGCCUUUGAUCGUACUAUUUUUGGUGGAAAAUUAAGUUUAACAAUUAGCACUUUGGCAUAUGAAAAGGUUUGUGUACUCUUCAACAUUGCUGCAUUACAAAGCUCUGUUGCUGUAACUCAAUCUUUGGAAAGUGAUGAAGGAUUAAAACUGGCUGCUAAAUUGUUUCAACAAUCUGCCGGUAUAUUUAAUUUUUUAAAAGGAAAUGUAAUGAUGGCUAUUCAACAAGAGCCAACUCCUGACAUUAGUCCUGAAACAUUAGGUGCAUUAUCCUCAUUGAUGUUAGCACAAGCUCAAGAAAUUUUUGUCCAUAAAGCAAUUCAUGAUUCUAUGAAAGAUGGCAUUGUUGCAAAAUUAGCUGCACAAGCUGAAGAAUUAUAUGCUGAUGCCUUAAAGUUAUUCCAGAAAGAAAUUUUCCGUGCAUUUUGGGAUAAAGAAUGGAUUCCAUUGAUCGCAGGCAAGCAAGCUGGCUAUCGUGCUAUGAUGGAAUUUUAUCAGUCGCUUGUAUGUAAAAAUAAUAAGAAUAUAGGAGAAGAAAUUGCAAGAUUAGAGCAUGCUGUGGAAUUAUUUAAAGCUGCUCAACAACGAUCUAACAAGCCUAAUUUAUUCCAAGAUUAUGCUAACAAAGCACAAAGGAAUUUAACUGAAGUUAAAAAGGAUAAUGAUUUUAUCUAUCAUGAAAGAAUUCCAGAUGUUAAGAGUUUAGAACCAGUUGGAAAGGCUAAUGUUGCAAAAUUACUUCCAUUGCCUGAAAGAUUCAGUUCAAAUUUUAAAGAUCUCUUUACGGAAUUAUUGCCAGUUGGUGUGCAUCAAGCUUUAUCGUCUUAUGAAGUUCGCCGCAAUGAACUUGUUAAUGCAGAAAUAUCUAAACUACGAGAAAUGACACAAGUUCUUAAUAGUGUGUUAGCAAAUUUAAAUUUACCAGCAGCCAUUGAAGACACAAGUGGAACUGAAUUACCGCAAUCAUUGUUAGAAAAAGCAAAUUAUGUACGAGAAGGUGGUGGUAAGGCAAUUUUGGAAGCAUCAAUGAAAGAACUUCCAGAAUUAUUACAACGAAAUCAGGAAUUAUUAGAUGAAUGUGAACGAAUGCUUCAAGAAGAACGUGAAUCUGAUGAUCAAUUGAGAGAACAAUUUAAAGAACGUUGGACAAGAAUAUCUAGUGCUCGAUUGACAGAACAAUUUAUUGCCAAUACACGUAAAUAUCGUGAAAUUAUUAAUAAUGCUGUUUCUGCAGAUAAGGAAGUUCGUAAUAAAUAUGAAACUCAUCGAGAAGGUAUGGAAAUCCUAAGUAUGGAUGAAAGUCAAAUAUCUAUGGCUGUCCCUAAUGGUUCAGCAGUACAAGAAAGUAAUAUAGUGAUGCAACUAAGAAAAUUGAUGGAAGAUGUAGAGACACUGAAAGCAGAACGUGAUGUAAUUGAAAGUGAAUUAAAAUCAGCUACAACAGAUAUGAAAACAACAUUUUUAAGUGCUCUUGCCAAGGAUGGAGUGAUCGACGAACCAAAUAUAUCCGUUGAAAAUAUUGGAAAAUGUUAUGGACCUUUGCAAAAAGAAGUACGAGAAAGUUUAUCUUGUCAAGAAAAAUUAAUAGCUGAUAUUCAGAAUGCUCAUACAAAGUUCACUAAUGAACAAUCUGGUAGUGGUAGUUCAAGAGAAAUAAUGCUUUGUAAAUUGGCCUCUGCAUUUGAUGCAUUUAAAGAAUUAAAGAGCCAUUUGAAUGAAGGAAUCAAAUUUUACAAUGAUUUAACGCAGCUAUUAGUCAUUUUCCAAAAUAAAAUAUCGGACUUCUGUUUUGCUCGUAAGACUGAGAAAGAAGAAUUAUUAAAGGAUUUAACCACUAAUUUAAGUCAUACCGGUCCAGCCACAACGCCAAGUAUUCCAUCUCAUCACGAAGCAAGUUCGAGUCAAAAACAAUCUAAUCCAGAAAAUCCGCAAAUGCCAAAUUUACCAUACCCUAUGCAACAUCCAGGAGCUAUGCCUGUACCAUAUGGUGCAAGUCCUAUUGCUCCGUAUCCAACUUAUAUGCCUCCACCUAUGCCAGCAACAUAUAAUCCAUAUGCAACGAUGCCAUAUCCCGGGCAAGGUGGUUAUAAUCAAGCUUUACCUCCAGGUACUUAUGGUGGUUAUACUGGUUAUGGUAAUUAUGCUACAUUACCUCGAUAUGGUGGUUCAAAUCCACCAGGACAAAAUCCUUGGUGAAUUAAAAGUCUAUUUACAAUGGAUGCUGUGAUGGGAAUUAAAAUUCAUAUUCUAUAUUGAAUAUAUUGAAGCAACAGAGAAGUUAUAUAUAUAAUUCUAUUGUUUCCACAAUUAUGUUAUUACUAAUAUUGAACGCAAGUGAAAUAUUUUAUAAUUAAGUUU
This is a messenger RNA of Vespa velutina, 2680 nucleotides long. RefSeq names its product programmed cell death 6-interacting protein (gene ALiX). Lineage: Eukaryota; Metazoa; Arthropoda; Insecta; Hymenoptera; Vespidae. Gene Ontology annotation, biological process: mitotic cytokinesis. Gene Ontology annotation, cellular component: endosome. The record is from RefSeq and is a predicted model, not a curated record. The transcript is spliced from 15 exons. Gene Ontology annotation, molecular function: protein binding. Bases 44 to 2518 code for a protein of 824 amino acids.